Messenger RNA from Magallana angulata, 2546 nucleotides. RefSeq names its product cytochrome P450 26A1-like. The record is from RefSeq and is a predicted model, not a curated record. Bases 37 to 1443 code for a protein of 468 amino acids. The transcript is spliced from 4 exons. Gene Ontology annotation, biological process: sterol metabolic process. NCBI's taxonomy places the organism in Eukaryota, Metazoa, Mollusca, Bivalvia, Ostreida, Ostreidae. Gene Ontology annotation, molecular function: oxidoreductase activity, acting on paired donors, with incorporation or reduction of molecular oxygen; monooxygenase activity; heme binding.
AAUAAACGUCGUUUCGGUACACAAAUAGAAAAAAAAAUGUUAGAAUUUGUUUUGAUUUUGGUCGUUGGUGUACUUUUGUACAAGAUGAUAAAACAAAACUCAGGUAGAGACUGUACGGAAAACCUACCCCCGGGACAGAUGGGACUACCUAUAUUGGGAGAAUCUCUGCAGUUCAUUUACAAAAAGGCGAAGUUUUUCGACGAAAGGCGUAAUAAGCAUGGACAUAUAUACAAAACUCACCUGUUUGGGAACCCCACGAUACGUAUAUCUGGAAAGAAAAAUCUGGAGAAACUGUUCGCCGCAGAAAAUAAACUUUUGCAGAGUGCUUAUCCAACCUCAGUUAAGACAAUCAUAGGUAAAAAUACCUUGGCGACCUCCGCUGGAAAAGUCCAUGCGGACAUGAAAGUGCAAAUAUUGAGAUGUUUUUCUCCGGAAUUCUUUGAGCAAAAAUUCCCGGAGAUAUCCCAUUUCUUAACAGAUCGCAUUUACGACUGGUGUCGCAGUUCCCAAGUUACAAUAUUUUCCGAACUCCAUUCCACGUUUUUGGAACUUGCGUCAGUAUCCUUAGUCAGCAUGGAUAUGCCAAAAAGUGAAAAAACGCGGAUCCAAACUCUUUAUCAUGAGAUCACGGAUAAUCUAUUCACACUUCCAAUAAAUCUACCUGGAUUCGGUUUCCAUAAGGCACUGAAGGCCAAGGAAGAACUGAAUAACUUAUUCCGGAACAGAAUAAAGAGAGACGGAAAGACCUCUUGCGAACAGUUUCCGGCAAUUCUGGAGACAUUUUACAAAGCCCAGAAUUCUGACUUUGAGGAGGAUGAUCUAGUUAAUGGCAUAUUCGAGCUGAUCUUUAACGCAGGAGAGACAAUUAGCGCCUCUGCGAUCUGUGUCCUUUGUCAUCUCUCGCAAUAUCCACGUGUCGUUGAAAAACUUCGAGACGAGCUGUCGAGCGUUGACCUCCUGACUCCCCCAGAAGAAAACAACAACGAUGUUGUUAAUCUCAAGCCAGAGGUCCUAAACAAAUUGUCUUAUCUCGAUUGCGUUUAUAAGGAGAUAUUAAGAAUUAGUCCUGCCAUAGGCGGAUCCUACAGAAAAGUUCUUCAGACGUUUGAGUUGGAGGGGUACACGAUUCCGAAAGACUGGACUGUAGUGCUAGGGAUUCGAGACACCCACCAGACAGAAACACAACUAUCUGAUCCCUCCGUGUUCUAUCCGGAAAGAUGGCUGGAUGACGACUCUUCAAAACUAUCUUUCUUCACCUUCGCAAGCGGGCCCAGAAGAUGUCCUGGUAAAGGAUACGCCAGCCUCGUUUUGAAACUCUUUAUUGUCAAACUUUGCCAGCAAUGUGAUUUUACAUUGUCCGAAAAGAACCCUGAAAUGGUUGCCUUGCCAACACCAAGACCAAAAAAUAAUCUUACGGGGAAAUUUAUAUCCCGUAAAGUAUGAGGACAUCCCAUGAUCUCUAUUUUUGAACUUGGGUGAAAUUGUAGUUUUGCUUUAUAACACAAAAUGUAAGUUGGGUAUAACGUUUUGAUCAACUGAUGACGUCAUCCUAACAAGCAGACUUGGCAACAUUUGCCGGCCAUUUUGUAACUCGAGUGAAAUUGGGCACUGCCAUAAAAAACGAGAAACUAGCUCUGAUGAGAGUUGUAUAUAUAGAGUCCCGGUGAUAAUUUUAUAUGUUUUUGACCUUUUUUUACCACAGACUUUCGUUUUUUAUGCUUUCUGACAUACGCACCGUCAGAUACGAAAUGCAAGAGUUUUAUAUUAGCCUUAUCAAUCUGUCUGUAACCAUGUUGGUGACUACUUCUGAUGUCCAUUUAUUGUUUACCUUAUGAGUAUUUUGUCAUCUUAUUUUUUUGAAAGAAAUCCUAAUGGUUUUGUUUUAAAGCUACUGAGGAAUUUGAAGCACAAUAUGAAGCAAUAUGUCCAUGAAUUUACACAUUCCUUGAACUUUUAAAAAAAAUUUAUUUGCAAAAACUGCCUUUUGGUUCAAAUGCAUUUGGUGGUUUAUACGGCCUACAAGUGUAUUGACUAUUAUACGAAAUGGAUCACUUUUGUUUGUACAAAUUGAUUUUCUUUGCCUUUAACGUUCAUUGAGCGUUUAGGAAUUAAGUGUAAGCAUGUUUUUUUUUUUCAUUGAUUUUGAUCUGCCUUGAAGUUUUAUUGUGAAAUAAAUUUGUCGUACUAUCAUGCGACCUCUCCGAUGCAGAUCGUACAAAGCAUGUUCGGGUGCGAAGAGGCAUUUAAGCGAAUCACAGAUUCAUCAGGCGUAUCAAUACAGUCUGUGUAGAGCAGUUCAAAUCUACAAAACAACAACACGGGAUUUAUCUAAUAAAUCUAUACAAACUUGUUUUGAUUUCAUGUAGUCUUAUACCUUCCAAAACAAAUACUGUAAAGCCAUAUGAUGUUCUUCCAAUUCCCAAACUAGUGAAACACCGAACAACAAAGAAAAUCAAGAUUAUUUACCGUUUAGAUGUAUGUAUUAUUUAUUUUUUGUCAAUCAAUAUGUAUUGUGUUUAGAAUGUGAAUAAAUUUUGAACAAUUAA